GACGGCCCUACACCCUGAGCGUGGCCCUGCCUGGCUCCAUCCUGGACAACGCCCAGUCGCCCGAGCUCCGCACUUACCUCGCUGGCCAGAUCGCCAGGGCCUGCACAAUCUUCUGUGUGGACGAGAUCGUGGUAUUCGAUGAAGAAGGCCAGGAAGCCAAGUCUGUGGAGGGUGAAUUCAGAGGCGUUGGCAAGAAAGGGCAGGCAUGUGUGCAGCUGGCCCGCAUCCUGCAGUACCUGGAGUGUCCACAGUACCUGAGAAAGGCAUUCUUCCCCAAGCACCAGGACCUCCAGUUUGCAGGCCUCCUGAACCCCCUGGACAGCCCUCACCAUGUGCGGCAGGAUGAGGACACCGAGUUCCGCGAGGGCGUCGUGGUAGACCGGCCCACCCGGGCAGGCCACGGCUCCUUUGUUAACUGUGGCAUGAAGAAGGAGGUGAAGAUCGACAAGAACUUGGAGCCUGGACUCCGGGUGACUGUGAGACUGAACCCAACGCAGCUUCCAGAAUGCAAGACCUACCGGGGCACGGUUGUAUCAUCGCAGGAGCCUCGAACCAGAGCCGGGCUCUACUGGGGCUACACUGUCCGCCUGGCCUCCUGC
This is a messenger RNA of Octodon degus (degu), 599 nucleotides long. RefSeq names its product putative methyltransferase C9orf114 homolog. Gene Ontology annotation, cellular component: kinetochore; mitotic spindle; spindle pole centrosome. The transcript is spliced from 6 exons. Gene Ontology annotation, molecular function: miRNA binding. Gene Ontology annotation, biological process: miRNA processing; maintenance of centrosome location. The annotation marks the transcript as partial. NCBI's taxonomy places the organism in Eukaryota, Metazoa, Chordata, Mammalia, Rodentia, Octodontidae. The record is from RefSeq and is a predicted model, not a curated record.